Messenger RNA from Paramecium tetraurelia, 780 nucleotides. RefSeq lists its product as uncharacterized. NCBI's taxonomy places the organism in Eukaryota, Ciliophora, Oligohymenophorea, Peniculida, Parameciidae. The transcript has 4 exons. The record is from RefSeq and is a predicted model, not a curated record.
AUGUCAGGAAAAUCAAGAGACUAUUUUGGAACUUUGAAAUCAGCUGGGAGAACAGUGUUGAAGGAAGAUAGUGCAGGAGCUUUUAAGUAGGUCCCUGAAACUCCUUCACAUAUAAAGAAAUAUAGAAAAUCUUACAAGCAUUAAUUUGGCUGUUCUAUUUUACAUCCUGGAUUAGUUGAUGCUCCGAAACCAUAAGGAAAUUGGGUAUAUGGAAGAAAGACAGAUUAAUCAGACAAGGUAGGAGAAUUAUUUAGACAAUAGCCAUAAGGUAUAAGAGAAUUAAUCAAUGAAAUUAAUGAAUAAAAAUAUGCAUCUCAUAUUAAGGAGCCAUUAGGUACAAUGCCAACUAGAAAUUAUAAUUGGCCUGAUGAAGCUAAGUCUGAUGGAUUUGCUUUUGGUCAGAAGAUCCCUCCAUCUGAGUAUUCAGCUAAGGAGGUUGUGUUUCCUCCUGAUGCUGAAAGAGAUGAGGAAAAGAUUAGAUUGAUGUAUUUGAAAAGUCAUGGAAAUUUUGAAGCAGGAGAACAGAAAAAUAGAGAAUAUAAUUGGAAGAUCAAUCCUAAUGAUUAUAGAUUUGGCAAAAAGGAGGAAAGAGAAUAGGAAUAGGUGAAGAAAAUAUUAUAGCAUGAACUCACUUAGAAUUAAUAUCCUAAAACUACUAUAAUCUCAAAGAAUCAAGAAGAUUGGAAGAAUUACAAUGAGGACCCUUUAGGAAAACCAAAAAAUCAAGCAUAAUUAAAUCUUAGAAUGCCAUAAAUAUUUGGAGAAAUGAAAAAAAGAUGA